Molecule: messenger RNA, 4669 nt
Organism: Tupaia belangeri chinensis (Chinese tree shrew)
Lineage: Eukaryota; Metazoa; Chordata; Mammalia; Scandentia; Tupaiidae
Gene: SENP5
Product: SUMO specific peptidase 5
Biological process (GO): protein desumoylation; proteolysis
Cellular component (GO): nucleus
Molecular function (GO): deSUMOylase activity
Source: RefSeq, a predicted model, not a curated record
GGGCUGCCGCAGCGUCUGGGCCGGCGGCCGGACUGGUGCCGGGAGCGAGGGACGUUGGUGUAUCUUCCUUAAAAUGGAGUUGUUGGAUUAAAAGCUGCUUUCAGAUCUCAUUAUGCAUCAGAAAAAUGAAAAAACAGAGGAAAAUUCUAUGGAAGAAAGGAAUCCACUUAGCCUUUUCUGAGAAAUGGAAUACUGGGUUUGGAAGCUUUAAGAAGUUCUAUUUUCCCCAACACUUGUGCAUUCUGAAAGCUAAGUUGGGAAGGCCAGUUAUUUGCAAUAAACAGUUGAGGCAUUUUCCUUGUACAAACAAGGCUCUUCAAGUCCAGAAGACGUGGAUCCAGGAUGAACCACUCUGUGCUAAGACCAAGUCCAGCGUGGCUACUCGGAAUGUUAGUACUUUGUCCUCCAAAGUAAACAGAAAAGACACUAAACAUUUCAUUUCCUCAAGGACUCUCCUGAAACUCCAAGCAGAGAAGUUGCUGUCAUCAGCAGAUAACUCUGACCAUGAAUACUGUGGAGAGAAAAGUCUGUCACAGGCAGUUGCUGACUUACCAGCACGUAAUGUUUUAGGUCAGGCCAAUGGUCACAGACCCAGGACAGAGCUGCAGACUUCUGACUUUCCCAUGAAGUUCAAUGGAGAGAGCCAGAGCCCAGGUGAGAGUGGUACUGUUGUGGUCACCUUGAGCAACCAUAAGAGAAAGCGCUUUUGUUAUAGCUGCUACCAGGGGCUGAAGCACCACCAAAAUGGGGGACCCCUGAUUCCAAAAAGGUUUCAGCUUAACCAACAGAGACGAAUAAAAGUGUCUCCUCUUAUGAUGUAUGAGAAAUUAUCCAUGAUUAGAUUUCGGUACAGGAUUCUCAGAUCCCAGCACUUCAGAACAAAAAGCAAAGUUUGCAAGUUAAGAAAAGCCCAGCGAAGCUGGGUACAAAAGGUCACUGGGGACCAUCAGGAGACCCUUAGAGAGAACAGUGAGGGUGGCAGUUGCAGCCCAUUCCCUUCCCCAGAACCUAAAGACCCUUCUUGUUGGCAUCAGCCAUAUUUCCCAGAUAUGGACAGCAAUGCUGUGGUAAAGGGAAAGAACUCUCCUAUGCCUGAUGGCCACCCUAAAGGAAGUCCUUUCUUGGACAAGAAGCUUAGUUUAGAUGAAGCAUUUCCUGACCAACCAAAUGGCAGUGCCACAUACACCUGGGACCAGUCAUCCUGUUCCUCUCCUAAAUGGGAACGUACAGAGCUGACUCAUGACAUCCCCUUAUCAGAGCUUCGUUCGAGUAACAUGUUCAUCUCGGAAACUGAAAGAGAAAUUAUGACUCUGGGUCCGGAAAAUAAGACAGGUACUGUCAGUGAUGACAGAGGAAAACUGUCAGUGUCUGGAGCAGAUAAAUCUGUGACUAGUGUAGAUGGGCCGGUGUCUGAAGAGACUGUUCAGAAUGAGAACUCAUACCAGAUGGAGGAAGAUGGAUCUCACAAGCAGAACAUUCUUAGUUCUAAGUUGCUGGACCAUCCGUACUGUAAAAGUCCUUUGGAGGCUCCCCUGGUAUGCAGUGGACUCAAACUAGAAAAUCAAGUGGGAGGUGGGAAGAACAGUCAGAACGCCUCUCCAGUGGAUGACGAACAGCUGUCAAUCUGUCUUUCUGGAUUUCUAGAUGAGGUUAUGAAGAAGUAUGGUAGUUUGGUUCCACUCAGUGAAAAAGAUGUCCUUGGAAGAUUAAAAGAUGUCUUUAAUGAAGACUUUUCUAAUAGAAAACCAUUUAUUAAUAGGGAAAUAACAAAUUAUCGGGCCAGACAUCAGAAAUGCAACUUCCGUAUUUUCUACAAUAAGCACAUGUUGGAUAUGGAUGAUCUGGUGACCCUCGAUGGUCAGAACUGGCUGAAUGACCAGGUCAUUAAUAUGUAUGGAGAACUGAUUAUGGAUGCAGUCCCAGACAAAGUACACUUCUUCAACAGCUUUUUUCAUAGACAGCUGGUAACCAAAGGAUAUAAUGGAGUAAAAAGAUGGACUAAAAAGGUGGAUUUAUUUAAAAAGAGCCUUCUGUUGAUUCCUAUUCACCUGGAAGUCCACUGGUCUCUCAUUACUGUGACACUGUCUAAUCGAAUUAUUUCAUUUUAUGAUUCCCAAGGCAUUCAUUUUAAGUUUUGUGUAGAGAAUAUAAGAAAGUAUUUGCUGACUGAAGCCAGAGAAAAGAAUAGACCUGAAUUUCUUCAGGGUUGGCAGACUGCUGUUACGAAGUGUAUUCCACAACAGAAAAAUGACAGUGACUGUGGAGUUUUUGUGCUCCAGUACUGCAAGUGCCUCGCCUUAGAGCAGCCUUUCCAGUUUUCACAAGAAGACAUGCCCCGAGUGCGGAAGAGGAUUUACAAGGAGCUGUGUGAAUGCCGGCUCAUGGACUGAAACUCAGCAGGGACUCUGGGAAGUCUGACCAAGUUGGAACAGAUGGUUUGUUACUUGAAUCUCCAGAUGCUUAUUUGAAUUUUUACAGAUAUUUCAGAUCAGUGGUGUUGGGCCACUGUUGUUACCUCAGAUUUACUUUUUGCCCUUAUUCAUUUCUCCAGCUACCAUGUACUAUUUUUUAAUGUUCAGUUUGGUUUCAUUUUUAAUUUUAUGGGUUCCGCGCGUCCCUCCAUAUUUAAUAUUUAUUAUCCAAACGCAUGCAUAUAGACAGAGCAUGCAGUGAAGAGUAUUAAAAAAAAGCCUUGUAGAACUGGUGCAGCUUUUGAAACUUAGUUAGCCGUGAACUGAAAUACAGGUUUAAAAUUUAAUCCCAGAAUUAAAAAAUACAAGAUGUUUUUGAUACAGAAUAACUGAGAGGAGUAGAUGUUCCUUGGGGGCAUGAAGAGUAGCUCGGAGGGGUUUUGACAAAGCCAGUCCUGCUUCGCUUUUCCCAGCAGCGCCUUCCUCUGACUGCCGCCACCAAGUGAGCCUUGGAGGAGGUGUCCUUGUGAGGUGUGAGGUGAGGGGCCUCUGGUGCAUGCCUUGUUCGUGGAGGCACGCCGAGCACCAUGCUUGCCCCUGCCUGGCGAGAGCUGAUUACAUGUGAGAAAAACAGUGACUGUGGGGGCCAGUGGGCUUAACGGAGAUUCCAAUUUUGAUUUUAAGAAUUAUAAUAUGUGGCCUAAAUCUCAUAAAGGCUUUUGCUAGAACAUUGAAUUUCCUGGAUUUUUUUUUGACCUAUUAAAAAAAUUUAACAUCCAUCAAGCUGGUGGUCAAACAGAUGAGAAUACAGUCUUUCUAGAAGUAAUCUGGAAGUUGUCCAUUCCCUUGUAUUGCCUCCUAUGUGGAAGAAAUUAAGAUUUACCAAGUACAUUUCUAUUUCAAUCUAUGAAAUGUAAACAUUUAUAGUUGAAGACUGACUUAAGUCUUGCAGGUGAAUGUAGAGCAGCAGGAAGGUAAAAAACGAUUUGAUUCCCUGGAAGUGCAGCAAAGGACGACUGAUUUCUUUUACUCUUUAGUGAACUUAGCAACAUGCAGGGCUCGUUGGACUCCUGCGUGACCAAUCCUGACAUUCCAGCACCGUUCUUUUCCCCUUCCAUUGAACUUCCUGUGGGGAAGAUGAAGCAGCUGCCCUUACACCUAGCUGCAUUCGAAUUAAAGUAGUGGAUCUUACAUCUUUUAUCUUGCCUUUUGUGACAUAUUUCACAGGAAAGGAAAAAUGCAUGUUAAAGCUACUCAAUUGUCUUUCCUGAACCAGGGGAGAAAACAAUACAUUUAUAAGAAAUUUAGAAGUUGCUACAGAAAAUUACCAAGCAAAUGGCAGAAGAUACUUGAAUUUACGCCUGGUUAGAUGUGGGUGAUUGAUAAAGCUGCGGUGUUUAGUUUAACUUGGCUGUAGGUAUGGCCCUGAGAAGGCUGACUGCCAGCCGUGGAGGCUGUCAGACUGUGUGCGCUGAUGCUGCGCAGCAGCCUGGCUCUUUGCUCCCCGGAGUCUGUCAGACUUGAGCUCCUUGUUGUAAAACCAGGUCAGUAUUUCUUACCAUGCUUCAGGUUGUGAGAAGACUGAGAGUAGAGGCACUUUAUGCUGCUGCAGAUAGGAUUGUGUCAACGUAGAAAAAUGAUAAAGUGGGGAAGAUAUCUUGAGGUUUUUAGACAUAAUUAUGCAAACAUGAGAUUUUUAAAAAUUUAUAUGCAAGACAUUUACCUCUGACCCCCCCCCUUUUUUUUGGGGCUAUACCAAAGUAGCCAGUAACUGGGCUAUUGAUUCCAGAUGUUCUCUACUUAUGAGUGGGGAACUACCUUACUUCCUCGACAGAGAACCAGGCACGCAGAAGAGACAGAAGGAACUGUGACCCUGCAAGAAUCUUAAUGCCCAGAGCUUGCUUGAGUUGUCAUUUCCUCCAGUCUGAAAAAUGGUCAUUGUGUCAACAGAGGUGUGUAGGAUUGAGCAAAGACCCGUAAGUGAGUUGUCCCAAGUCCAGUUACUCGUUCACUUCCAGCUAGUAGGGCACCCUGAGAUGUGAUGCCCAGCAUGGUUUAGCCUAAAUGUUGAAUAUUUUAGAUGCUUUUAAAUGUUUGUCAUUUAUGAAACUUGGUUUCAGUACACAUAGUUGCUUUUAUCUCUCAUAAAUUAGGUGUAAACCUCUACUUAGCUCAAAAUCUAGAUUAAAGUGUCUUUUGCCCUGAUGUUUGCAGUAAUUGCUUCCCUGCAACAAAGGCAUUUUGGAAAUAUAUUCUGG